AUUUAUACUAAAAAGUGCAAAAUCAAAAUAGUUCUUAUAGAUCAUCAAUAUAAUAUGAGUCAAGAAAAGGAAGCUGUAUAAAAGAGAACUUUAUUGAUAGAUAUUAAUUUGAUCGGCAUUAAACUCUUUUAAUACCAAAUUUGAGUAGAUUGAUAAUAAAAGAAAAAACUUGAUUAAGAGACAGGUACACCUAAUUCUGGUUUAAGUAUUAUAAAGAUAAUUAUUUUAGAUCCAGUACAUCAAAUAUAAGAUAAAUUUCUAUAAGUAAUAACAUAAUUUAUUUAAAAAAUGUGAAUAGAAUCUACACUUUCAUGAAAUUCGGUACCAAAAUUCUCGUUUGAACGAAGUAUUUUGCUAUUAAGAUUGUGGAAAUAAUGAUGGAAAUUUAUAAUUAGUCAGUUGAAAAUAUAAAUGAGAA
Messenger RNA from Paramecium sonneborni, 418 nucleotides. NCBI's taxonomy places the organism in Eukaryota, Ciliophora, Oligohymenophorea, Peniculida, Parameciidae. The record is from the annotation of a GenBank genome assembly.